Jatropha curcas is the source of this 7943-nucleotide messenger RNA. The record is from RefSeq and is a predicted model, not a curated record. NCBI's taxonomy places the organism in Eukaryota, Viridiplantae, Streptophyta, Magnoliopsida, Malpighiales, Euphorbiaceae.
AAACCCUCCUUCUGCUUUAAACCCUAAUUACAGGCCAGAAACAGACACCAGAGAAAGAACUCUCUCUUCAAUGGAGGACCCAAGUUCAGCCUUCGACGACCGAGUUCUAAUGGAAGAGGAUGAUGGUGAGGUGGAGGAGAGGGAAGAUACGAACUUUGUAUGUAAAGCAACUCAUGAAGUUAAACUUAGAGAGCUCUUACAUAAGCUUAAUUCCAUUGAGAUUAAGUUAUGCUCAGAUGCUGCAAAAGAAUUUAUCAAAUUGCUAAAAGGUGAUUCUGGGGGUGAAUUGCUUCAUUUGUAUGUACAGUCAACUUCAGAUUUCUCAGAACUUGUGGGAGCUUUGAAGCUUCGACAAGGAAAAACUGGAAUGUCUUAUAUAUUAUCAUUAAUUUCUACCAUUCUUAAUCAUCCUGAUGGAAAAUACGAGCCAAAUGAUAAGAAGAGAAUUGUUAUAAGUGUGUCUCUUGACAAGUUUGCUCGUUCCUUUAUUGAAGAAAAGUUGGAUGUCAUUUAUAAGGAGCUAAAUAGUCAAGAAGGAAAGCGGCAAAAAGCAGCUCUUUUGCUGAUGGCUUCAGUUGUUAGGCGUGGAUCAGGGUUGGCUUCUGAUGUUGCUAAGAAGUUUGAUUUCAAACUACCGGGUUUUUCCAAGCUUGCAGAGUACAAAAAGAGGCAGAGUGAGAAAAAUAGGAAGCACACGACAAGAAAGGCUUUUGUUGGGUUUGCUAUGUCAUUUUUGGAGAUGGGGAAACCGGGACUAUUGAGGUGGGUCCUGCAGCAAAGGGAAAUGUACUUUGGCGUGCUUCGUGGGCUUGAGGUUGAUGAUGAUGAGACUAUCACUUAUGUUUUGUCUACGUUGCAGAAUAGGAUUCUUACUGAACAGUCAUUGGUUCCCCCAGCUCUAAGGAGUGUUCUUUUUGGGAGUGUUGUUUUGGAACAAUUAGUUGCCAUUUCAGGAAGGGAAAAUGGUGGACUCUCUGCAGAGGUGGCACACCAGGUGCUACUCAUGGUUUGUACAGAUCCUUGCAAUGGGUUGAUGCCAGAUUUCAACAGACACCCAAAUCCAUUAAGAGGUAAUCCAAAGAGACUUUUGGAGCUCAUGAAGAAGUUGAGGGCAACAGAAAUAGUCUACCAUAGAGACUUGCUUUUAGCUAUUGUCAGGGGCAGGCUGUCCUUUGCCUCGGCAUAUAUGGAAGACUUCCCCUACAACCUUGAAGAUUUUGCGUCUCCUAACUGGUUUUCUAUGGUUUCUCUGGCAGCGAACUUAGUUUCCUCGGUGGUUGUGGACAUUCCUUCCGGUUUCCUUCAUUCUCAGUCCAAUGAUCCACCUUCUUUUGAUAGUGUUGAUGUGAAAAAUAUCAUGAAUAUUAUAUCUUCCCGUCCAUUGAGCCGAUCAGUAAUAAAUAAGGGGUUACUUCACUCUGAUUUUCUUGUGAAGAAUGGAACUUUAAGACUUCUUCUGGAAGCUUUGAAGUUUGUGGAUUGCUUCUUCAGGGAUAUAAGCCUACUUUGUACUAUGAAUGAAAGGAUGGAGAAGUGGACAGCACUCAAGCAGGAAAUAUGGAAUGAUAUUCGAACUUUGCUUCCUGAUCCCCAAGUUUUACUUACUCUACUUUCUUCUUUAAGUAGCUAUUCUAGGACUAGUGAGUCAUGCUUGAAAAGAACAGCAGAUAAAGAGAAUUUUUUUCUUGGCAACAAGAGAACAAAGAAAUUGAAACUGAGUAUUCUUAAUGAGGACACAAAUAUUAUUAUUGGUGGGCUAGGUUCAGUUCCGGAUUAUGCUUUGGCUGGGGAUGAUGACAAUGUUGUGGAUUCACAAAUUUCACAUGCAUCGGACAGUACAGUUGAUUUUAUGAAUGCUAUUUUAGAACUGUGGGGUUCUAGCCUAUGCUCUGUGACUGCCUCUACACUAAAGGAUGUAGAAAUAUUCUUCCAGUCUAAGCUUCUUGAUGCUCUCAAAAUUUAUCUUGUGAUCAUGCCCAGUGAGUUGGAGGGAUCAUUUGAUUUUUUUGUGAAUCUUCUCAGCAAUAAUUCAGAAUUGCCAUCUAAUCUCCAGUGCUCUUUAUUGUCUCUUCUAGUUGGGUUUGUUAGAUGGUCCCCUGUGAGUGGAAUUGCCACGAGAACUCCACCACUGAUGUACAAGCAUCUGCAGUCGUUUCUUAAUUUGCUAGUCUUUUCACCAGUUAGUGAAAUAAAGGUUCAAGCAUACAAUUUGGCAAGAGCAGCUAUGGCAAGUACGGGUGCAUUUGACCAAAACUCACAUGAAACAGCUGCGUGGUUCUUAUUUUUACCGGGAUACAGUAUAGUUAAAUCAUCUGGCGAGAUCCAAGGAACAGAAGUGUCGCACAACUUGUCAUCAGCUGUCAUCUCAUUCUUUUGUGAUGCUAUUUCUACUACUGGGAAUAAUUUAUUUAGAUACUGGGAUGCAGUUAGGAAACAUACUGUCGAUUUAAAUGAAUUUAAAGAUAUUUCACCUGAUUUCAGUCCUUUCGUAAUAUGUGUCUUGCAGAAGUGUGUGAGGUUACUUGGUUCGGAAUCUGGAUCCUUUUCAUUACCAGAUAAGUCAAUGAUAUCUUUUUAUGUGGGCAAUACAUUGAAAUAUCUCUUGCAAACUCAGGUAGAUGCAAGCUUGUUAGCUGCUUUGCUUAGAUCAUUUUUGUCUGAGGCACUUCAGGAUUGUGAUUCUAUGGAUUUCUUCUGUGAAUGGCAACCGCUGAAGAAUUUAUUGCUCUUUGCAGAGAGCAUAUUGCAUCAAAAGACCUGCUGCUUUUUUCUCAUUGACCAAAAAGAUAUUCCUGUUGACAUUUCUUUCACAAGAGCGCUUGAUGAAGUAAGAAAAAUUAUAGAGCGUAGCCAUGAUGGUGAGGUUGAUGGAGCAAUGGACGCCUUUUCUUCUGCAAUUUUGUGUACAACAUCAGAUGGGUUACUAAAGAAUUUUCCAAUGGUUAUGACCAUUUUUCAGCAUCUUCAAGUUCCUCUACCUUUCUUAUCCACAGUAAUUUUUCUUGAGCAAAGUUUUCUUGCUGGUGUUUUGAAGUUGUGGCCUAAAGUGUUCGUCACUGGUCUAGAAAAGGCUGUCUCUAUGAUUAAUCCUCAAGUCGCAGAAGACAACGCUUUUGCUCAAGAAACAAUGCUUAAUAUGGAUUUUGAUGCUAGUGAAUCUACUGCUGCUGUUGCAUUUGGCAUCUUUCUGAGUCAGGCACCUUUUCAUGUGCUGUUUCCUGCAAUUAUAAGUAGUAGUGGACAUUGUUUAUUUGAGCCUUCAAAGAUAAAAGAUUUGCUCAUCGCUAAACUAUCCAAAUGCACAAGUGAUUUUGUAGUUUCCUAUUUUCGCCUUCUUUUAUUUUGGUUUUAUCAGAUGCAAUUGUCAUAUAGAAUUAAACCAUCGGCUAAAUUGAAAGAGUUGGCUGAAAUAUGUUAUUUUCUUAUGAAGCACAUGCUUGCUCAACUAUUGGUUUUGAAGCCUAAUUCCAAGGAUCCUCUUUCAGCUAAGAUUAUUCAAGAAGUGGUUGAAACUAUAUUUUGCCAUCCUUCCAUGAGGGCAUCCUUCAAGUAUCCAUUGGACUGUGAUGAGAAUUUUAUUGAUGAGGAUUUUACAGAGGGAAACUUUUGGGACAAUGUAGAGGCUUUCCUUAAUUUUUCUCAGCAGAAAAUUCAUCAAAUAGAUCGUCAUUUCUUGGAUAUCCUAGCAACUACUUUUAAUUUCUUGCUGUCUUCGUCCAAUGGGCAACAUUACUUACUUAAAGUUGAAGAUGGCAUGAGAAAGCGGCUUGUGAAGGCUUUCAAAGCCCUGAUACAGAGGUUACGUGUGCAACUGAUGGACCAGGUAGAUCUAUGUAUUAAGACUGAAGAUGUGUUGCCUCUUCUGCAAUCAUUUUAUGCUUUGCAUGCUUUGCUACACUUUACUUGCCCAUUUGAGCUUUUUGAUUUAGCCCAUUGGAUAUUUGAUAGAAUCGAAGCAAAGGGUUUGAAUGCUCAUAAAUCCUGUAGGACAUCUGCUUUUUCUAUUGGAUUUUGUAUUGCUGGCGAUGCUUUCAAAAUUUUAUCUACUUAUUUGCAGCAGCCUGCAACAAUGAGACCACUGUUCCAUACUUUCUGGGAAAUGCAAGAGACAAACUUGAAUGUUAACCUUAUUGAGGGAAUCUAUUUUAGGGUAUUGAAGUUUGCCACCAAUUUUGAAUUGGAUUUUGCAUACUCUUGUUUGCUAGAAGCUGUCAAUGCUGUCCACUGGAAGAAGAACAUGCUAUGCAAUUCACUUGAUCCUUUAAGUAUGGUAUUGUCAAGGGUUAUUUUGAGCACCCCAGUAGAAAUUCUUUCUCACUGCAUAUAUGGCACAAGCAAGACAAAAGCUAAAUUGUUGUUGUUUCUUGUUGACAUGAGCCCCCUGCAUCUAUCAGUGUUUGGAUACUUAUUCUUAGGAAUUUUGAACAAAAAAUGUCAUCUUAAGGGGAAGAUGGUGAAAGAGAGCAAUGAAAUGCCUCUUUCAGAUGAGGACUUUAUGUUGCUGCUGCCAGCUGCAUUUUCAUAUUUGAAUUCAGUUUUCAUGAAAUUUGAAAAGCAGUAUCACAAGCAGUUCACUAAUAUACCUUCCUUUUAUUCAAAAAUACUAUUAAGUGGUUGCUGUAACUGGAAGAGCUUUGUAUCUGGGUAUGUUUUUCAGGAAAAUUAUGAUGAGCUUGUCCCAUCAUCUAUUGAAGAACUUAUCAACCUGGUGGAUGCUAGUCUUCUGGGAAAGGCAAUGCACAUGUUACGGUACCAUUUUGCUAUUAGUGGAGACAUGAAAACAAGGGAGAGAUUGAAUAUAUUUACUUCCAUUCUUACUCGCUCUGAUGGACAUGAUGAGCUGCUAGACUCUGAUGUUGAUGAAAUAAAACUUUAUUCACUUAGCCAGUCACUAAACCUUAUCAAUAGAGUUGUUGCAAAGGUAUCAUUCUGCAGGAUGUUGUUAUUUCAAGCGGAUAAUAAGAUUCUAUCUCCACCAAAAGAAGAAGACGGGAACUCGAAAGCAAUCUCAUUGAAAAUGGUUUCUAAUAAAGAGAGUCGAUCAAGAAUGCAGUUCAUAAAGAUUUUGGUUGGUACUUGGCAAUGCAUGGUUAAGAAAUUCCCUUUAGUUGCAGAUGGUUCCAGUGGAGAAAAGAGUUCUGAUUGUUUACAGUUGUAUAGACACUUGGAAUUGUUCAUUCUGAAAACUAUUCUUGAAUUAACAGCAGAGAUGUGUGAUGUUCUUAUCUUAUUGCAAGAUAUUCCUUUUCUUGAACAAUUGAUGAGAUCAUCUCUUCUUUAUAGGUUUGAGGAUCCUAAAACUUUGGGUAUUCUUCGUAGUAUCCUAACAUUGUUGUCAGGUGGGAAAUUUUCAUCUACUCUGUAUCUUCAGCUGCUUCUUUCCCACUCUCAGUUUUUGUCUACCAUUUGCUCGAUCACAGAUUCAUGUAGUUCUCAGAUUGGUGAAUUUUUUAGGCCUAUGUCCAGCAUUCUGAGAUCACUUGUUAUCCCUCAUCCAAACAGCAAGAAUGAUCUGCAAACAAUUAAGCCUUCUAUGAAGGAGUUAGAAAUUGUUAAACUACUUAGAGUACUUUUUCAAUUGAAGCCUCAGAGUGGUGGUUCUUCUGUAACAGAUACUGACAUUAAUCUUAAAGAACUGUAUUUAUUGUUUUUGUCUUCCUAUGGUGCAACGCUUAGUGAAUUGGACUUGGAGAUUUACAAUCUAAUGCAUGACAUUGAAUGUAUUGAUAAAUCAAUCUCUGAAGAUCUUGUUCAAUUGGAUUACCUGUGGGGAAGUGCUGCUUUGAAAAUAAGAAAAAUACGAGCUUUGGACCAGGACUCAUCUUCUAAUAUUAUGACUGAUGAAGAAGCAUUUGAAGAACAUAAAAGAAGUCAAUUUAGAGAAAUCCUUCCUGUUGACCCCAAGAUGUGUUUGGCAACAGUUCUUCAUUUUCCCUACAAUAGAAUUGUGAGUGAUGACUGUUUAUCAUUAAAAAGGUUUGAACCAGAGCACCUAAGGAAUUUUCACAUGACAAAUUGUCAUGGAGUUGACAAAAUAUGUCGGUAUGAUCCUAUUUUUAUGUUGCGGUUCUGCAUUCAUGUCCUGCCGAUGGGUUAUAUUGAACCUUUGGAGUUUGCUGGUUUGGGCUUGCUUGCAAUCACAUUUAUUAGCAUUUCUUCACCUAGUCUUGGGUUGAGAAAACUGGGUUAUGAAUCUCUCAUGAGGUAUAAGAACGCAUUAGAGAGAUGCCAAAAGAAAAAGGAAAUAAUGCGGCUUCACCUUCUGUUGACAUACAUUCAAAAUGGAAUCAAAGAAGCGUGGCAGCAAAUUCCUUCUGUUAUAGCUCUUUUUGCUGCUGAGUCAUCCUUCAUAUUAUUGGAUCCUUCAAAUGAUCAUUUUACAGCCAUAAGUAAGCAUUUGAUGCAUUCUUCUAAAGUGAACAUGGAGCAAAUACCUAUGUUUGAUACUUUGUUUCGGAGUAGCUCUGCUAACUUCAGAGCAGAGAGGCUGUGGAUGCUCCGUCUAACAUGUGCUGGACUGAAUGUAGAUGAUGAUGCAAAAAUAUUUAAGAAUGGUUUCAUUAUUAAGACCCUACUGAGUUUUUAUGCUACUCCUCUUGCAGAUAAUGAGUCUAAGGAACUAAUACUUCAGGUAGUGAAGAAAUCUGUCAGAUUUCAUGAUAUGACUACUCAUCUAGUUAAAGACUCUGGUCUCUUACCAUGGUUGUCACAUAUACUCCAGAUCUCCUAUGGCACGCUAGACGAAAAGGAGAGAAGUUUUUCUUCACUGCAAUUGGUUGUGGCCAUAGAGGUUGUAUCCGAUAUUAUUUUAUGCGGAGACAUCAUAGAGUGGUUGCAAAAAAAUGGACUUGAUCACCUAAUGGAAUUCUCAUCUCAUCUGUACAAACUCCUAGUUCGUGGCUUGAAGUUUAUUAAGGAAAAUGCUUGGUUGAUUAAUUCAGUUCUACAGAUAAUUAUAUCAACAUUGAAGAUAUCACAGAGAAGGGAUACGUAUCAACCGCAUUUUAAUCUAUCAUUCGAGGGGUUGUUUCAAAUUUAUCAGGCCCUUGGUGCAUGUGAUACCUCAAGGCCUAGUCCAAGUGUAGAGUUUGGGCUUCAAGCCAUACUCAGAAGCACUCCACCCAUUGACAUUUUCUCUAUGAAUCAGGUAAAGCUUUCAGGCUUCCUUAUGUGGGCAGUUUCUACUGCAUUGAAGUCUGAAUCAAAGAAGAAUUUUAACUUUAGAAGAUCACAUGCCAGUCUAAUGAUUUUCUCCAAGGAAACAGCAUCUGAGGACUCUUUGAUCUCAAAACUUCUACGUUGGCUUGUUGCUGCUGUUAUUCUUGGGAAGCUUUCACGGAAGCUUCAUGAUGCAAACUACAAAUUUUCAAAAAGAUCAAGUUCAAAAUCCUUGUUGUCCUUUUUAACAUAUGUAGAAAAUGGAAUUAUAGAAAGCAACAACUCUAAAUUUGAUGGCCAUGAGGUAUUAGCUGAAACAAUAUUUUACCUCCAACAGUUUAUUGAGUUGGAUGGUCCACUGUUUUCUUCAGUUGUUUGUGCGCUGUGUCUUCUACUUUCUUUUGGUUCCUCCGAACAUCCAGAUUUCAAGCAUGGUUACCGAACUGCUCUGGUAUCACUGUCAUCAAAAGUUCGUUGCCCCCCAGAAGCCAAGCCUAAAUGGAGAUGGACAUUUGAGCAACCUUUUGGGCGCAGUUCAUUUAUUUUUAGCGAUCUGCAGAAGAUGGAGGAGCAUCAUGCCUGUCAAACUCUAAUGGUGAUAAUCUCAAACAUUCUUGGAAAGAAACCACUAGACUCACAGGUUUUGUCAUUUCAAGAUAAAGAAAAUUCUGAUGUUUUUGAAUGGGAAAGAACUAUGUUAGAACCUAAUGCUCACUUCAAUGUAAAUUAAACUAAAAUUAUGUAUUAAUCUUGUUUAUUAAUUUGAUUGAAAAGAAAAUUGAACA